GAAGGGAAAGGAGCAAAGGCAAUAGAGAAACAAAGCGAACAAGUCCAGCUCAAUCAUCUAUGGCCAUGCAAGCACAGAAGAUGGGGUGUGCUUGGGGCAGGCUUUGCCUGCUUCUUUCCCUCCUCCUCCAGCUGCCGGGCUCCCAGGCCAAAUGCUACUUCCAGGCUAAAGCUCCCUGUGAGUACGAAGGGAAACAGUUCUCCAUUGGGGAAUCGUGGUUGAGCACCAACUGCCUGCUCUGCACCUGCCUGCACCCCAUUGGCGUGGGCUGCUGUGAGACCACCCAGCAUCCGAUCGACUUCCCCGACUGGUGCGAGGCCCACUACGACUCACAGACCUGCCAGAUCUCGGUAGUGCAGAAGGCCAACCCCAGCCUGCCGUGCGUGAAGAGCGUGGAGCAUGAGUGGGGCUCGGCCGGUACCCCCGAGCCGCUGGUGAACAAGGUGCUGGGCGCGGGGCUGAGCAGAUAGAGAGAGGCUCGGCAGCGCCCGCGCCCCCCGGCACCGCCCUCCCCCCUCCAGAGCACACCGCCCGCAUGUUCCAGACCUGCCCUACCCACCCUGUAGAGGCCUCACCGCCGGCACCUUCGAGGGAAACCACUAUCCACACACCAUGGUACCAAGCUUUGCUUCUGCCUUCAGCUUCCUGAACCAGGGCAUCCUCCCUGUGAGGUGUUCUGCACACCGUGGAAAUGCAGAUUUUACAGGAUCUCUUCCCAGGUGGGCAGAAAACCUUCAGUGACUAAAAAAAUACAACAUGACUAAAUCGACCUGCUCCAUGGCACUCCUGCAUUCUGAUAUCCAUCCCCAAGCAAAGCACCUCCCUGCUCCCUCCCAGACCUCUACUCCUCUGCACAGCAGCUGUGCAGAGCUCACUGGGACCAUCACAGCACCUCGUGCACGAUCCCCACACCCUGUCCAGCUCUGCUCCUGGAGCGUGAGGGGCACAACCCACCUCUGCAACCACUAAUGCCCCUGCUCCAAAAGCUCCUGGGGUUUCUGGCUGUGCAGGCCAGCCCUGGGCAACACUACAACAGAGCCAGCCCAGGGUGGGUGGCUGAACAGGAUGUCCCCAGGGGAGACCUCCAUCCCCACCAGCAAGACAGCAGCAUGGGGAGGGUUCAGGAAGCAGAAGCAAUCUAAGUGCCAAGGUGGAGGCAGCCACCCUAGCAGCUGCCCCAGCUGGUGCCAUGCCUGUGUUGUGCAGAGCCUUGUGUAGAUGUUUCUGUUCUUGCAAUAAACAUACUG
Oenanthe melanoleuca is the source of this 1247-nucleotide messenger RNA. It is a transcript of the gene MSMP, whose product is annotated as microseminoprotein, prostate associated. Lineage: Eukaryota; Metazoa; Chordata; Aves; Passeriformes; Muscicapidae. Bases 60 to 470 code for a protein of 136 amino acids. The transcript is spliced from 3 exons. The record is from RefSeq and is a predicted model, not a curated record.